GAAUCAGAAAAUGCGUUCGAUCGCGUUCAGUGAGACGGGAAGUUUGGCGGGUACACUACUUGCGCGGGAGAUUUCACUUCACAUACAUAGUAUGAUUUAAUUAAAACAAAUAAAUCAAAACAAUUGAAGGAAACAUCGACAUUUUCAAAUACGAAGUCUAAACAAUAGUUUCAAACUAACAACGAUCAGAGGGCAAUAACACGAGUGCAAAUAGCACGAGUCUGAGAAUACAGGUAAAUAAGUUCUCCGUGCAAAUACUAUAACUUGAAAAGUUGAGAGGCGACGGAGCAGACACAUGGCUAUCGGGUUAUGUACAUAUACCAAUAAAAAAAGAUUACAGAAAAGUUUCAAAUUUUUCGGAUGAAUACUUGAAGAAUCGAGGCGAAGACGAUUAAAAUCUGAGAUAGUCUACGACAGGGUACAUACUACCGACAGAUGAAACUGGAUAUGCAGAUAGUAAAUAAUCGGCAACGCGUAUGGAUGGCGUUAUUGAGCUGUAAAUUUUUACCGACAAUUUACUAAAGUUACACGCAUAUUUCCCCCUCUGCUAAAUAUUUAUAAAGUGUAGCAAUAAUGGUAAAAGUUAACAAACGACUAUUGCCAAUAAAGGCGCAUUUCUUCUUCUUUAUGGCGGCGAUGGGACCUAUUCUACCACAGCUAUCGGUUUAUGGAAAACAGUUGGGCAUUACACCGGAUAUUAUGGGUUAUAUUACUUCAGUCCUACCUAUAAUGUAUGUCAUAGCGAAACCGAUUGUGGGCUAUAUUGCUGACUAUUUUUCGCACUUCCGUAAAUUUAUUUUCGCUGUGCUAAUCUUCUUGAUGACGCUUUCUUAUGCCACCUUCUAUUUUGUACCAACAUCAAAUUCGCAUGCAAUCGCUUUGGAUGUAACAGAUAUUUGGAAUGUCAGUUUAGUAGCUUCAAAUCUAACCGACUGUGAUCCAGAGGUAUUGACGUCUUUUGCGCUGUGUUCCGCAUCUCGCACAGCCCGCUGUUCAUUUGAAUCGGCCAACAGUACCGAAUUUGGUGCGCAUUUUACGGCUACUUCAACGAAGUUUGCUCGCCAGCUAAAUUUGUCCAGCAAUGUGAUAGCACCAGUCGAUUCUCAUAUGUGCCUUGCUUCAUCUACUAACAACAAAGCAGCAAGCAUCAAACCCAAUUCCAACAUUUUGUGCCAUUUCGACCAGAGUUUACAAACGGACUGCAUUUAUUCAACCCCCACCUUUUGGCUGUUUGUUACCUUUAUGUGCUUAGGAACGAUUGGUUUUAAUGUAGUCAAUUCGAUUUCGGAUGCCAUAUGCUUUGAUAUGCUUGGCGAGUCGGAAGAGGGCAAGUAUGGAGCUCAACGAGUUUGGGGCACCAUAGGUUUUGGUGCCUCUGCCCUGUUAGCUGGGAUUGCCGUAAAUCUUUGGACCACAGAGGCGUUUAAGAGUUUCACUCCUGCAUUGGUCGUCAUGCUCAUCUUCAGUGGCUUCGAUUUGAUAAGCGUUUCCAAGCUAAAAUUGCCAAAGCUAUCUUCGUCGGAGUCUAUUUUUAAGGACGUUUGGAACUUGAUCAGCCAUCCCGCUAUUGCUAUAUUUUUGGUGUUUGCUACAAUUGCCGGUAUAAUUGAUUCAUUCAUCAUAUACUUUAUGUUCUGGCAUCUCGAAGAGGUAGCCGCUGAAACGGGCUAUAUGUCUCAGAUUAAACUUAUCGAAGGCUGCGUUGUUGCUGCCGAAUGUCUCGCCGGAGAAGUGCCUUUCUUUUUCUACAGUGGCAAAAUAAUCAAAAAGCUGGGCUAUAUACAUUGUAUGACCAUGUGCUUCUUCUUCUAUGCAAUGCGUCUUGCACUCAUUUCUUGGAUACCAAAUCCCUGGUACUUAGUGGGUGUAGAAUUGUUCUUCCAAGGCAGUACCUACGCGCUGUGUUACACUUGCAUUGUGGCCUAUGCAUCGGCUGUGGCGCCACUUGGCACAUCGGCUACAGUACAGGGCCUAAUGGCUGGCAUGGAUGAUGGUCUUGGCUUCUCUAUCGGGUCACUAGUAGGUGGCUUAGUUUUCAAACGCUACGGAGGUCGACAGAGCUUUUUCUACUUCGCGAUAGUUGCGUUUACGGCGUGUGUGCUUCACAUGUUGGUACGGCCGCGAUCGCGUAAAAAGCAAUACUUGCCAAAGAGUGGUUAUCAAGUACCUACAGAGCAGGUGACUAUCGACCCGUUGACUGUGGGUGAGCCAAAUAAGGCGUGAUUAAGACUGGAAAUGUGAACUGUUUUUGCAAUGAUUACUGUUUGAAAUUUUAAAACUUAUUUUUAAAACUAAUAUUUUGUUAUUUUUGAUACAUAUACAUACAUAUGUACAUAUAUAUA
Rhagoletis pomonella (apple maggot) is the source of this 2342-nucleotide messenger RNA. Its product is annotated as major facilitator superfamily domain-containing protein 6. The transcript is spliced from 6 exons. The record is from RefSeq and is a predicted model, not a curated record. Gene Ontology annotation, cellular component: membrane. Lineage: Eukaryota; Metazoa; Arthropoda; Insecta; Diptera; Tephritidae. Gene Ontology annotation, molecular function: transmembrane transporter activity. Bases 574 to 2223 code for a protein of 549 amino acids.